GACCCACUACUUCCGGGUACGUCAUCACUCUCCGUCACCGGCGCUUUGACAGUCCUCGUUACACUUGGGUUCAGUUUUAUCAAAGUUUCCUGUACAGCUCGUGUUUAUUGGCGAAUAUUAUGGCCGAAGAGGCAGUCGCUGACAAAAUGAGUGAAUUGAAAGUUAACGAAGGCAAAAAGGGGGGAGCUGAAGGCAAAAAGAAGAACAAAGGAGCAGCAGGAGAGACUGCAGGAAGAGCUGAGCUCUCACCACCUCCCGAAUACAUUGAAGAGCGCCUGUCGUUAUAUGCCAAGUUAAAAGCCGAGCAUGAUGCCCUGAUCGCACAGCGGGCUUCAAACGAGAGCAAGCCCAUAAAGGUGACACUGCCUGAUGGAAAGGUUGUUGAUGCUGAAUCCUGGAAAACUACUCCUUACCAGAUUGCUUGUGGCAUCAGUCAAGGUCUUGCUGACAACACAGUGAUUGCCAAAGUAAACAACGUUGUGUGGGACCUGGAUAGACCUUUAGAAGAAGAUUGCAGCCUACAGUUGCUCAAGUUUGAUGAUGAAGAGGCUCAAGCUGUUUACUGGCAUUCGAGUGCUCACAUUUUGGGAGAAGCUAUGGAGAGAGUGUAUGGUGGCUGUCUCUGCUACGGGCCUCCUAUUGAGAAUGGCUUCUACUAUGACAUGUUCCUGGAAAACGAAGGAGUAUCAAGCAACGACUUCCCUGGGUUGGAAAACUUGUGCAAGAAAAUCAUUAAAGAGAAGCAGCCGUUUGAGCGACUGGAGAUUAAGAAAGAGACAUUACUGGAAAUGUUUAAGUACAACAAGUUCAAGUGCCGCAUCCUCAAUGAGAAGGUCACCACACCUACUACCACAGUGUACAGGUGUGGCCCUUUGAUUGACUUGUGCCGAGGACCCCAUGUUAGACACACUGGGAAAAUUAAAGCCCUCAAGAUCCACAAGAAUUCAUCUACAUACUGGGAAGGAAAGGCGGACAUGGAAACUCUCCAGAGGAUCUAUGGCAUAUCGUUCCCUGACCCGAAAAUGCUCAAAGAGUGGGAGAAGUUCCAGGAGGAAGCCAAGAACAGAGACCACCGCAAACUGGGCCGGGAGCAGGACCUGUUCUUCUUCCACGACCUGAGCCCUGGCAGCUGCUUUUUCCUGCCUAAAGGUGCCUACAUCUACAACACCCUGGUUGAGUUCAUCCGAAGUGAAUACAGAAAAAGAGGGUUCCAGGAGGUGGUGACCCCAAAUAUCUACAACAGUAAACUGUGGCAGACGUCUGGACACUGGCAGCACUACAGCGAGAACAUGUUCUCCUUUGAGGUGGAAAAGGAGACGUUUGCUCUAAAACCCAUGAACUGUCCUGGACACUGCCUGAUGUUUGACCACCGGCCGCGCUCCUGGAGAGAGCUGCCUCUGCGCAUGGCUGACUUCGGCGUGCUGCACAGAAACGAGCUGUCGGGGACGCUGACGGGUCUCACCAGAGUGCGCCGAUUCCAACAGGACGACGCACACAUCUUCUGCUCCAUGGACCAGAUUGAGGAUGAGAUCAAAGGCUGUCUGGACUUCCUGAGGACUGUGUAUGACGUGUUUGGCUUCACUUUCAAACUCAAUCUUUCUACGCGGCCAGAGAAGUUCCUGGGAGAGCCACAAAUCUGGGACCAAGCAGAAAAGCAACUUGAAAACAGCCUGAACGAGUUUGGUGAAAAAUGGGUGCUGAACCCCGGUGACGGAGCGUUCUAUGGACCAAAGAUUGACAUUCAGAUCAAGGACGCUAUUGGCCGAUACCAUCAGUGCGCUACUAUUCAGCUCGAUUUCCAACUGCCGAUCCGCUUCAAUCUCACUUUCGUCAGUCAUGAUGGAGAUGACAAGAAGAGGCCCGUGAUUAUCCACAGAGCUAUCCUGGGGUCAGUGGAGAGGAUGAUUGCCAUUCUGACGGAAAACUACGGAGGCAAAUGGCCUCUGUGGCUGUCUCCGCGCCAAGUGAUGCUGGUGCCAGUGGGACCGACCUGCGAAGAGUACGCCCAGAAGGUCCGACAGGAGUUCCACAACGCAGGCUUCAUGAGUGACGUGGACCUGGACCCCGGCUGCACGCUCAACAAGAAAAUCAGGAACGCUCAGCUGGCCCAGUACAACUUCAUCCUGGUGGUGGGAGAGAAGGAGAAGACCAGCAACACGGUGAACGUCCGCACCCGGGACAACAAAGUGCAUGGCGAGCGCAGCGUGGAGGAGUGCGUGGAGCGACUGAAGCAGCUCAAAUCCUCCAGAAGUCGGAACGCCGAAGAAGAGUUUUGAAUAGGCUGAAUUUGUCUACGGUUAUAGUAGGUCCGGUAACUAUAUUUGUCAGAAUUCAAAAUGGAGUCUGGAUGUGCGAUGGAGGAAAGCUCUAUUUUUUCUUUUUUUUUUUUGUUCAAUGUUGUGAUAUUUUUGUUGUUUUUACUCUUCUAAAUGCAGUGCUGUAAUAUGCAUUGUACAUAAUCAUGCAGCGCUUAAAGGUGCACUGUGUAAUUACUCGUUUCCAUGGAGAUGUUAUUGCUUUGCCUGUAAUGUACCAUAGUGUGGAAUUAACCUUUCAUUCAUUUAUAGGUUGAAAAACAUCCAAUUUUACUAUGUGCAGGAUCGCUUCUCCACAGAUGUGACCUUUAUUUGAAGGUGUAACCUGCUCGUCUCCAUGGAAAUAGAUGUUUAAUACUAUACACUGUGGAAUAUUCCAGGCAAAGCAAUAGUAUCUCCAUGGAGACGAGCAGGUGGCAGACCGUCCACCAGAAAAUUACACAGUGCACCUUUCAGAAUAAGCAGAUUCUCCAACGAUAACUGUAUGUUUUAGAAUGUUAAAAGCGCAAUGCAGCAAAGGGAACGGUCGUCGAAGCGUCUUAACGAUUUUCUAAUUUGAAACAUCAGGGAAUUGUUCAUGAUUUAUAACGACUGAAAACUAAAAUGUUUUUCAAGCGUCUUUUCAGAUUCUGAUUCUUGUGGUUUUGUGGUUUAUCAGUUUAAAUCUUCAGUCAUUAAAAUGCUUUCCAGUCA
Molecule: messenger RNA, 3008 nt
Organism: Periophthalmus magnuspinnatus
Lineage: Eukaryota; Metazoa; Chordata; Actinopteri; Gobiiformes; Gobiidae
Gene: tars1
Product: threonyl-tRNA synthetase 1
Exons: 19
Coding region: 120-2276 (718 amino acids)
Biological process (GO): threonyl-tRNA aminoacylation
Cellular component (GO): cytoplasm
Molecular function (GO): ATP binding; threonine-tRNA ligase activity
Source: RefSeq, a predicted model, not a curated record